ACGAUUUUAUGGUUCUAAGAAAUUUAGGUUUAACUGGUAGGUUGCUACGAUUUUACUGUUCUGGCAGAGUACAAGAAACGAAGAUGAAAGACUUUGAGAACGAUUAUGUAGUAGCCUAGUAGGUAUAUAGACAAAUCAUUGAAAACUGGUGCAACAUCUUCUAUCUGACCCUAUUUCAUGCUCAGAUGGUGUUUGUGACAUUAUUCCUUUCUUUUUGAAACUGCUCCACAGAUUGCUUGCUCUCUCUCUUUCUGUCUCUCCAAGUACACACAAAGGUAUAGGAAAGGGUACGAGCAGCCAUGGAGGAGGCCAUAGUUCUGUACCCAUCACCACCUAUUGGCCAUUUGAUAUCUAUGGUGGAGCUAGGGAAACUCUUAUUGACCCAAAAACCUUCCCUUUCUAUUCACAUACUCAUCACUUCUGUGCCCUAUGAUUCUGGCUCUACUGCCCCUUACAUUGCCAACGUUGCUGCCACCAUUCCCUCGAUCAAAUUCCACCAUCUUCCUACUGUAACCCUCCCUUCUACAAAAACCACCCAUCAUGAAGAACUCACUUUUGAGGUCCUUCGCCUCAGCAAUCCUCACGUUCGUGAACAACUAUUGUCCAUUUCAAAAAACUACACCAUUCAUGGACUUGUUGUGGACGCCUUUUGCUGUGCUGCUCUCUCUGUUGCCAAGGAACUCAAUAUCCCUGGCUACCACUUCUCCUCUUCUGGUGCUGGUGUUCUCGCUCUUUUCCUUUAUUUCCCAACCAUUCAUAACACCACCACAAAAAGUCUUAAAGAUCUAAAGUCCCUUCUUCAUAUUCCCGGUGUUCCACCAAUUCCAUCGUCUGACAUGCCAAUACCGGUACUUGAUCGCGACGAUAAGUCCUAUGAGAACUUUUUAGAUUCCUCAAGCAGCUUUCCCGAAUCAGCAGGUAUUGUUGUAAACACUUUUGCAUCACUUGAAGCCAGAGCUGUGAAAACAUUAUCAGAGGGAUUAUGUGUACCCAAUAACCGCACACCGCCAAUUUACUGUAUCGGACCAUUGAUAGCCACUGAAGGUCCUAAAGAUGAUGCAGGCACUCGCAAUGGUACUACGCUGGAGUGUCUAACAUGGCUGGACUCGCAACCAGUUGGAAGUGUUGUUUUUCUAUGUUUUGGUAGUUUGGGGCUGUUCUCCAAGGAACAGUUAAGAGAAAUAGCUUUCGGGUUGGAGAGAAGUAGGCACAGGUUCUUGUGGGUGGUUCGGAAUCCACCAUCUGAUAAGAAAAGCGUGGCACUCUCGGCACGUCCAAACAUUGAUUUAGACUCAUUGCUCCCUGAAGGUUUCUUGGAUCGAACCAAGGAGAGGGGACUCGUGCUGAAGUCGUGGGCUCCGCAAGUAGCAGUGCUGAACCAUCCAUCGGUAGGCGGGUUCGUAAGUCAUUGUGGAUGGAACUCGGUGCUGGAAGCAGUUUGCGCUGGUGUGCCAUUGGUGGCUUGGCCACUAUACGCAGAGCAGAGGCUCAAUAGGAUCUUCUUGGUGGAGGAAAUGAAACUUGCAUUGCCGAUGAAUGAAUCUGACAACGGAUUUGUGAGUUCGGCCGAGGUGGAGGAGCGAGUUCUUGGGUUGAUGGAGUCGGAGGAAGGUAAGUUGAUUAGGGAGAGAGCCAUAGCCAUGAAAAUUGCAGCACAGGCCGCAUUGAAAGAGGGUGGUUCUUCUCGGGUGGCUUUGUCUCAACUUGUUGAGUCAUAUAAGGAAAUAACCACAACUCCCUCUCAUGCGCGGUAGGUGUGAAGAUGGUGUUUAUCCUGUGAAACUAUGUCCUUUCUCAUCUCAAGCUCAUGCCAUCACCUUUGCUGGCACUCGUGCCUUCUUUGAUCGUGGGCGUCAUAGGCUGGGUCAACCCAGUUCCAAACUUUUGUCUUUUUUUUUUUCAUAGUUAUAACUUACCUGUGUCGUCCUCUUAGUCUUUAUUGUCCUGCGUUUCGUGUCAGUGCAGUCUUUAUUGUCGUGCGUUUCAUGUCAGUGUAAUAAGUCGCAUAAAUUAUCUUUUAAUGUCACUUUCCUUAUGAGUCAUGCUCCUCUUGAAUA
Molecule: messenger RNA, 2057 nt
Organism: Populus trichocarpa (black cottonwood)
Lineage: Eukaryota; Viridiplantae; Streptophyta; Magnoliopsida; Malpighiales; Salicaceae
Product: UDP-glycosyltransferase 88A1
Exons: 1
Coding region: 300-1754 (484 amino acids)
Molecular function (GO): UDP-glycosyltransferase activity
Source: RefSeq, a predicted model, not a curated record